Molecule: messenger RNA, 537 nt
Organism: Vigna radiata var. radiata (mung bean)
Lineage: Eukaryota; Viridiplantae; Streptophyta; Magnoliopsida; Fabales; Fabaceae
Exons: 7
Coding region: 1-537 (178 amino acids)
Cellular component (GO): chloroplast
Molecular function (GO): oxidoreductase activity
Source: RefSeq, a predicted model, not a curated record
AUGGCUGAUUUGUCCCCAAGAACCGUGCUUGUAACCGGAUCUGGUGGCUGCACAGAUGCUGAAAGUAUUACUCCUGCAUUUCAAGGUAUAGAUGCUCUCAUAAUCCUCACAAGUGCAGUUCCACAAAUGAAGCCCGGGUUUGAUCCAACAAAAGGUGGAAGACCUGAGUUCUAUUUUGAUGAUGGUGCAUUUCCUGAACAGGUUGACUGGAUUGGCCAGAAGAAUCAAACAGAUGCUGCUAAGGCUGCAGGAGUGAAGCAUGUUGUGUUGGUUGGGUCUAUGGGUGGAACAAACACUAAUUAUCCUCUGAACAGCUUGGGAAAUGGGAAUAUAUUGAUUUGGAAGAGAAAGGCUGAACAGCUCGGUGGUUUGCUAGAUAAAGAAGGAGGGAUUAGGGAACUCAUUGUGGGAAAAGAUGACGAGCUUCUUCAGACUGAAACCAAAACCAUUUCUCGAGCUGAUGUUGCCGAAGUCUGCAUUCAGGGACUGGAACCACUCGGAUACGUAACACUUAGAAAAUCACAAGCGAAAAGAUGA